This is a messenger RNA of Laccaria bicolor S238N-H82, 492 nucleotides long. RefSeq lists its product as uncharacterized. The record is from RefSeq and is a predicted model, not a curated record. NCBI's taxonomy places the organism in Eukaryota, Fungi, Basidiomycota, Agaricomycetes, Agaricales, Hydnangiaceae. The coding region runs from base 1 to 492 and encodes 163 amino acids. The transcript has 3 exons.
AUGUCUGAGACUCACUCCCCAAAAAAAAGACAGGUAGAACUGGCAUCGACCUUCAUAGAUUUAGAAGCUGUAGUCGACGUGGAAGAAGACGACAAUGAUCCUGACGAAGAAAUGCUCCUGAGUGAAUUUGCACCUCAGUUGACGAUACUUAUACCCCCUAUAGAUGAUCUUAUUGACAAUGAGGAGCCGGACAACAACGAAACUGGAGCACAAUGGAACUUGUUGCGUGAAUUCGAUUCACGAGGAGGAGAUAUCGAUGCUGGAUGGCAGAGUUUCAUGGAACGCGCUCACAUUCGAUCAGUUGAUGACAAAAGUCACAGCCUUCCUGAUUAUCAAGGCCCAAGGACUGAUGACUAUCGUCUUUACGAAAUAACUUGUCCAAUUGGGAAAGAAGAAACCACCAUUUUCCAAAUCCUUCAAGCAUUUGUGAAUUGGAGCACAGUGUCUCCUCCUGUGAGAUCAGCCAUUGCUCACAAUUGCCAUCCUGGAUGA